This is a messenger RNA of Phragmites australis (common reed), 1330 nucleotides long. Its product is annotated as ribosome-binding factor PSRP1, chloroplastic. The record is from RefSeq and is a predicted model, not a curated record. Bases 212 to 1135 code for a protein of 307 amino acids. Lineage: Eukaryota; Viridiplantae; Streptophyta; Magnoliopsida; Poales; Poaceae. Gene Ontology annotation, cellular component: cytosolic small ribosomal subunit. Gene Ontology annotation, molecular function: ribosomal small subunit binding. The transcript is spliced from 4 exons. Gene Ontology annotation, biological process: primary metabolic process; negative regulation of translational elongation.
UCUGUCUCUGUAGCAGAUUCAAGGAAUCCAUCCAUUCCCUUUAGUUGAAUAAAACUCUGUUCGUCCUCCUCUCCCUUGAGUUGUUACAGCAAGCGGUUCAUCCCUUGUCCCCCAUCUUCUCUAAAGGGUGUGCCAGAGUACAAUCUCAUCAGAGUCUGGAGAGUAGAGUAGCAGCGGCAGCAUCCUUGCAAGAAACAAGGAAAGAAGAAGCAUGGCAACUGCAAUGCCCCCCGCCGCAGCAAUCACCCGCCACAGCCACCAUCACCACCGUGUCUCGCUCGCUCCCAAGCCUUCCUCCGCCCGUGCUGCUGGUUCGGCGCCCCUCCGCUCGGGCUUCCUGGGCCGCGCGCUCGCCGCACAGCCCGUGGCGGCGGAGCCCCAUCGCGGCGGCGUGUCCGUGUCGGUGCGGAUGGCGUGGGACGGCUCCCUCUCCUCGGUGCGCCUCAUCAUGCAGGGCAGGAACGUCAAGCUGACGGACAAGCUGAAGGAGCACAUCGAGGACAAGGUGGGCAGGGCGGUGGCGAAGCACUGCCACCUGGUCCGGGAGGUCGACGUCCGCCUCUCCGCCCGGGGAGGCGAGCUCGGCAGGGGACCCAAGACUUCCCGCUGCGAGAUCACGCUGUUCAGCAAGCGUCACGGGGUGCUGCGCGCCGAGGAGGACUCCGAGUCCAGCUACGGGAGCAUCGACAUGGCCGCCUCCAUCAUCAAGCGCAAGCUCCGCAAGAUCAAGGAGAAGGAGACGGAGGUGCGCCACCUCAAGGGCACCAAGGACUGGACCUAUGACGCCGCCGGCCUCUUGGAUGAUGUCGAGCAGGACCUAGAAGACGACGAGGCGGCGGCCGAGCAGGACCUGGUGGAGGCCGUCGGGGCAGAGGACGAGCAGAACGUCCUCGCCAAGGUGGUGCGCACCAAGGUGUUCGAGAUGCCCCCGCUGGCCGUGGACGAGGCGCUGGAGCAGCUGGAGAACGUCGAUCAUGACUUCUAUGCCUUCAGGAACGAGGAGACAGGCGAGGUAAACAUUCUGUACAAGAGGAAAGAGGGCGGGUACGGGCUCAUCAUCCCCAAGGAGGACGGACACGUCGAGAAGGAGACCAUUGCAGCAGCAGCCUUCGCCGGGCACGGUCAGAAUAACUAGCUAGUUACUGCAGCAGCAGCCUUCGCCGGCCCUGCACUCGAUCGUCGACCCACCCUGAUCGAUCCGAUCGGUUUCUCAAUUCUGUCUGUGUUACUACAACACACUGUCUGUCCUUCAAUUUGUCAGUAGGACGCGUAAUCGAUCGGCACUGAUGACAAGUGAUGUCUUAAUUACCUGAGUAGCAUUUCCUGUCCA